Molecule: messenger RNA, 897 nt
Organism: Rhagoletis zephyria (snowberry fruit fly)
Lineage: Eukaryota; Metazoa; Arthropoda; Insecta; Diptera; Tephritidae
Source: RefSeq, a predicted model, not a curated record
AAAGAAGAGAGCAUAAAAACAAUUAUGUGAUAAAAUUAUAAAAUUUUUUUGCUGCUCUUGUUUGUUGUUUACACAAAAUUUGAUUGAAAACAAAUACUACACAUAUGUAAGUAGUCGUUAAAAUGACUUGGUCACGUACGGAGCGAAGCGAUUAAAAACGCGCAACUUUCGUUUAAGAAUGGAUUAAAAAUAAUUGCAUAUUUAAAAAUCCAAAAAAAAAUGCUAACAAAAAGUGCUUGCAUAACUGAUUUAUCUCAGUGGUUUUAAGAUGUGAUAUAUCGUUGCUUGUUUGUACGAGUAUGCAUGGCAAACCACAAACAAAGUAAUAAUUGUGCUAAGAAAGUGAGAAAGUGACGCAGCAGCAAGUAGUAGAUACGAUUGCUUGCGUAGUGCAUAGUCUUAGUUAUAAAUAUAAAUUGUUUAAUAAUUGCAACAAAUUUGAAAUUAAGAUGAAACUUCCACACACAACACCAACAACAACAACACACAUAUCCACUUGGCGGCACGGCAGCGGACUGAGUAAUGCGAGUAUAUGUAUAGUGUUGUUGUUGCUACGAUUACUCGCUAUAUGCAGCAUUGAAGCAGCGCCACAUCCAACACCUGCCAAUAAUGCUGAUGGCGACGAUAACUUCCGGCGUAAUUAUGCCGUCGAAUAUGGUGCACCGUUAAUUACACCGCUAAUGGAAUAUGUAACGCUCGAAAUGAAUACAAAUUAUACAAUACGUUGUGAGGCCAAUGAACCAUUGCUCUGGAAAGUUACGCCUAAUACGCCGGCACACGAAGUGAAAACAUUUGAUACCGGCGAUCCGCAACGACCAUUUGGCAGUAUGCUCUAUCUAUUGGAGAUAUCAUACCUAAAUGUGGGCAGUUACUAUUGCAUAAAAGAAUCGAGCGUUA